CAACCGUUCACACUACCCCGGCCGACGUUUCGGCUUCCUCCUCUCCCUCGACUUGUUCUCCUCCUCUUUCAGACUGCCUCCGGUGAGUCGGAUCCGGAAUGGCCCCACCAUCCUCCUACCGCCAGAGCCAGCGGACGAGGGUAUGAGAAAGUGGACAGCUGUGACAAGAGGGCUGGCUACUUCAAGGUUCUCCGGUCACUUACGAGUCUGGAUACGGCUUCGGUACUUUCUCUUCAAAAGGGGUAAUUACUGUCAAAAAAGAUGA
Messenger RNA from Protopolystoma xenopodis, 265 nucleotides. The record is from the annotation of a GenBank genome assembly. NCBI's taxonomy places the organism in Eukaryota, Metazoa, Platyhelminthes, Monogenea, Polystomatidea, Polystomatidae.